AUGACCAACGGUCUUCCGGAGCCCAUGAUUACGGUUACUUCGAAUGACCAUGAAAGUCUGAAUUCCAAUGAUGUCCAGCGGGCGCCAUCAAUUCUCAGGCAUUUGCACAGUCUUGCUGCCUCUCCUGGUGCACCGCUGUACCUUAAAUGCGAACUGGAGGCAGAAGCCAAUUUGCAGAUUGAGUGGAGCUUUAACGGAAAGCCGAUUUCCAUGAAUCCUGACGAACGGUUCAUAUGCAAGGCCACUCUAGAUGAUGUCUUGACCACAACCCUCGAGACUGAGGCUCUUCAGCUCGAGGACUCUGGAAUAUUUGAGUGUCGUUUCUCGAAUGAAUUUGGAACUGCAUUCAGUGUGGCCCAGAUUUUUGUCAGAGCACCUACUACCGAAGAGAUAAAUCCAGAUUUUGUCAAAUAUCCCCCUUCAGUAAACGCCGUAGAGUCUGGACCCAUUCACAUCGAAUGCUCCUUCUCUAGCCCUGUUUCAACAGUCAUCUGGAUGGUCAAUGGGACAGAGGCCCCCCCCGACGCCUUGAUCGAGAUUGACGCCGCCUCAAGACAAGUGGUCAUCCUGAGUCUGCCCGCGAUGUCAGCUGAUCUAUUUGGUGUACACACUGUGCAGGGAGUCGACGGAAACUCAGGAUCCCUGAGCCCCAUAUGCUCGUUCGCAGUGAGCCCAACCUCUGGAGCACUCCUCGUCAACGGUGGCAUCUAG
Messenger RNA from Protopolystoma xenopodis, 711 nucleotides. NCBI's taxonomy places the organism in Eukaryota, Metazoa, Platyhelminthes, Monogenea, Polystomatidea, Polystomatidae. The record is from the annotation of a GenBank genome assembly.